AUGGCUGCCAGUUCAAUAUACAGCGAUUUGAACACCUCUCGACAGGAAAUCAGGCUGCUCGAAAUCAUUGCUACUGAUCCAAGCAUCGUCUGCAGAACGAGAGUCGUCUCACUCCUGGAAUCCCCUACCUUUGUUGCGCUUUCCUACCAAUGGGGUAAUCCAGCGAUGACCGAAGAGAUCACCGUCAACGACACAACACUGUUCGUUACCAAGAGCCUUGCAGACGCCCUCAAAUAUGUACCAAUGCAUUGGCAAGAAAUGGAGAAGAGGUCGGAAGGCAGUAUCAGGCUUCUUCUCUUAUGGGCAGAUGCAAUCUGCAUAAAUCAACAAGAUAUUGAAGAAAAAAAUCACCAAGUCCCUCUAAUGAAGAAAAUUUAUUCGUCAGCAGAGCACACUUUUUGCUCAUUGAUGUCGGAGAAAUCAUCAUUGAUUGAAACAGCGAUCGAUACUAUCAACACAAUAUGUGUUGGCGCACUCGAGAGUGGAUUCAAAAAAGAUAUAGAACAUCAAGAUGUGAAGAUAGAUUGGAUGCUCAAUGACCUGGAGUUAUUUGGGACCGACUCUAAAUAUGCACUUUUUCCAAAACGAAACGACGAUUCGGGUUUAGACGAGUGGAGCGUUUGUAAUGGCAACAAAGCUCGAACAGCCUUGCGAGAGUUCAUGGAUCUUCAAUACUGGAGUCGUGCCUGGAUAUACCAAGAGCUUGUACUUUCAAAAGACCUAGUCUUCUUUCAUACAUCUGAGCGUACUUUCCUGUACGUACUCUACUUCGUAGCUCUCUGGGCAGGGUUCCUAAAGACGCAAACUAGACCACGAGAUAUCGACAGCUAUCUAUGGAAGACUAUCAUAUAUCUUUCUUCCUUCAACCCCUUAAAGAGGAUCGAACAAUCCCGAUCAUUGAAUAUCAGAAAGCAGACUUUAACCCCUCAGAAUAGAGAUUUAUAUCUUGCACUGUUACGAUCGCAAGACUUAAUAGGCGCCACAUUAAAAGCGACAAACCCAAAGGACCACGUCUAUGCCUUACAGGGACUUACAGGUUCAGAUAUCAUACCAGAUUAUAGUUCUAAUACAUCUGUCGCUGACGUAUAUAUCGAAUUUUGCGUCAAACACGUUGAAGCUAUACGACCUUUUAAUCUUCCGCUUUUGUACUUCCUUCGCUGCGCUGGUUAUGCGAAUAAAGCUCCGGAAGGCCCUGAGCUGCCUUCCUGGGUACCGAAUUUUCCCGGUUGUUCUACCAAUGGAAAUGCAUAUCAGCCUUCCUAUCUGGUUUCCUCAACUGAGAAGCGCAAUAUGCACCGAAGUAAUUUUAACAAUAGGGCGAAUGACAUUUCAAUCUGCAAACAAAGCCUGUUUGCUCCUGCACUAGUCAUUGCAACGCUCGAUGAUACGAGUGAUGUCCUCGGAGAUGCCGAGUCAUUGCCAGAAUUUGCAUCUUCCGUUUCCGAAUUGUUAAACUAUAAGCAGGCGUUCGGUGACCGACAUCCUUUUCUUAAACUCACAAGUGCGCUCUGGGGUAGAAUUAUUGAAGAAGAAGUCUGGGAAUCUCCCGAGGUUGUUCGGGUAAUCCGAAUCUUACAAACACUUUUUCCAGAUCGUGACAAAAUGUUUAGUCUCGAUGUUUUGGACCGUGUUCAUCUUGGGUGGAAAUGGCUGGUGGAGUUGACUUGUUUCGAUCGUGACUUAGUUCAUACUAUUUUGGAUUUAUUGGCCGAGGAUACCGAGGCCAUAGAAAAGCUCGAGCAUCCGUAUCCAAGUGUCAUACAGUUUAUCCGGAAACUACUGGAUCAUCGAAAGACGGGCCCGGGAAGUUAUUGGGAUGACUAUCAUUCUAUGAGUGAUGACCUGCAUACCUUGGGAAAAUCGGGCGAUAUCCGGGUUGCACGCACUGCAAGUGAGACCUCCAUCGAGUUUAGCAUCGUUCCGACUGCGGCAUUGAAGGGUGAUAUUAUAGUCUUUCUUGCGGGAAGUGAGGUACUUCACUUGGUUCGAAGGGUGGAAGACCACUAUGUCUACAUUGGCGAAGCUGGAGAUAUCGAAGCAUUGGUAACUCCGAUGCUAAAUAAGGUCAGCGCUGGUGAGGAGGAAUUUCAAAUUAUAGAAAUUCGAUAG
Botrytis sinoallii is the source of this 2109-nucleotide messenger RNA. RefSeq lists its product as uncharacterized. The record is from RefSeq and is a predicted model, not a curated record. The transcript has a single exon. NCBI's taxonomy places the organism in Eukaryota, Fungi, Ascomycota, Leotiomycetes, Helotiales, Sclerotiniaceae. The coding region runs from base 1 to 2109 and encodes 702 amino acids.